AUGGCCGCCUCUACCGCGUCUUUUGCGCCUGUCCUCUCCGCGCUGGCAACCAUGUCCAGCAGCGGUGUCGAACGGGCCACCAAGCACGAGGCGCACAACUACCUCGAGCAGUUCCAGAAAUCGUCCGAGGCAUGGACCUCGACCUUCGCCAUUCUGCAGUCGCCAGACUCGACCGACGAGGCGAAGCUGUUUGCGGCGACGACGUUGAAGGGAAAGAUUGUUUUCGACUUCCACCAACUGCCCAAGGAAUCACUGCCACAACUGCGGGAUACACUGGUCAACCUACUUGCACAAUACGCCAAGGGUCCUAAGCCCAUUCGGACUCAGUUGUGCGUGUGUCUGGCCAACCUGGCCAUUUUGAUGUUGGAAUGGAAGGAUGUGCUGUCAACGGUUGUGGCAGCACUGGGAGGUGAUGCGGCGGGAAUAGCAUGCGUGCUUGAGUUUCUGCAUGUACUGCCCGAAGAAGUGACAGAAGGCAGGAAGAUUAAUCUGGCGGAAGACGAGCUACGAACACGCCAGGAAGAGCUGCUGGAGAGGAAUGGACAGAAUGUGCUGCAGCUUUUGGUGCAGUACGCCCAGUCGUCGUCCGAGGCUGCGAAGAACCCGCAGCUCAUGGAGUGCAUCACAUCAUGGAUUAGGGAAGUACCCUUGAACGACAUCGUCAACUCGCCGUUGAUGGAUGUGGUCAUGGCCGCUAUUCAGUCCGAUCAGUCCUUCGACGCGGCUGUGGAGACGCUGUGUGCCAUCUUCAAGGAAACGAGAGAGGUCGACGAGAACAUGGCUACAAUCAAGGUCCUCUACCCACGCUUGGCCACCUUGGUCACACGGAUAAAGCCAUGCGCGGAGGAGGAGGAUUGGGAGACGUACAAAGGCAUUACUCGAGUCUUCGCCGAGGCUGGUGAGGCAUGGGUAGUGCUCAUCGCGCGACAGCCCAAAGAUUUCCUCGCGUUGGUCGAAGCGGUGCUCGAGUGCUGUAUCCACGACAAGGAACGAGAGGCUCUUGCCCAAACAUUCAACUUUUGGUACGAGCUGAAGCAGUACAUCACCCUGGAGCGAUACAUGGACGCACGCCUGGAAUUCGUGCACGUCUAUUCGAAAUUGGUCGACAUAAUGAUCCAUCACCUCCAAUAUCCAUUGCCUGAGAAUGGCAACGAUGCUGACCUCUUCGAUGGUGACCGCGAAGCAGAAGACAGAUUUCGAGAGUUCCGCCACCAGCUGGGCGAUGUGCUCAAGGAUUGCUGCGAGGUCAUCGGUGUCACUGAGUGUCUCCAAAAGAGCUAUAUUCUGAUUGAGGCAUGGGUCACACAGCAUGGCCCUCAAGCAAGCGCAGGCAAAGUCCCACAAUGGCAGACGCUUGAGGCUCCUCUGUUCAGCAUGCGCGCCAUGGGCAGACAGGUUCCUCCUGACGAGAACAUCAUGCUUCCGCGACUCAUCCCGCUGAUUGUGCAGAUUCCGGACCAGGAGAAGGUGCGAUUUCAGGCUGUCAUGGCUUUGGGACGGUAUACAGAAUGGACGUCUCAACACCCCGAGACACUGCAAGAUCAGCUCAACUUUAUCAUGGCGGCCUUCAACCAUCCGUCACCCGAGGUCAUUCGUGCUGCAGCGCUCAGCUUCAAGUUCUUCUGUAACGACUGCGCAGAUCUGCUCAAAGGAUUCAUGCCACAGCUGCAGCAGUUCUAUCAGCAGAACCUCGAUGCAUUGCCCGCGAGCAGCCAAGAAGAGGUCACAGAGGGCGUCGCAUCCGUGUUGGCUAAGCAACCUUUGGACACUCUACAUCAGUCACUGAAACUCUGCUGCGACCCGAUCAUGGAGAGACUGGUCAGCAUGGCGCAAGCUGCGACAGAAAAGGAGCACAAGAUCGCCAUCGCUGACCAUCUGAACCUGCUCACAAUCUUCGUGCAGUGGGUAACUCCUUAUGUGGAGCCAUCAAAACCUCACCCCGCCGUGCAGUAUUGUCAGGAGAUAUUUCCGGUACUGGCCCAAGUCUGCGAAGCUUACAUUGACUUCGUGCCGAUCGUCGAGCGCAUAUGCAGAUGUUGGCGUUACAUCGUUCUGUCUUACCGCAUCCAUACUGCACCUCUUCUACCCAUCCUGGCAGAGAAGCUUGCAUCGGGUUUCACGGCCAGCAGACAAGGCUGUUUUCUUUGGGCUACUGACAGCAUCGUGCGCGAGUUCUCAGACGUCUCGGAAUAUGUCUCGAGGGAAACCACGGACCACAUCUACGUCUUCUACGAGCAGCAAGCAACGGCGUUUAUGCGCAUCCUCAACGAGCUCGCCCCCGAAGAGCUGCCAGAUGUCAUCGAGGACUUCUUCCGCCUUUCCACGGAUGUUCUCCUAUACCAUCCAAUCAAACUUCUCAUGUCACCAUUAUUGCCGCCCAUCUUGAGCGCAGCCUCUACCWCCCUCACCCUCCUCAAGGAGGAACCCCUUAUCGCCACUCUUCACUUCCUCCGCGAUUAUCUCGCAUAUGGCUUUGAAUCUGCGCCCUCACCAGCCUUCGACGCACAAGAUGGUACUUACUCCAAUCAGCCCAAUCCGCCUGAGAUCCAGUCUCGCGUCAAGGACCUCACCCUGGCGGAAGGUGAGCGUCUCGUUCAGCGCUGCUUGACGGGCAUGAUGUACACUUUCCCUGUUGAUGCCCACCCAGACGCCAGCGGAGUCUUGCUCGCACUCUUCCAGCUUCUUCCGGAACCUGUCAGCGAGUGGGUCGGCAAGACGGUAAACAUGCUUCCUGAAGGCAGCAUCGCGGACCAGGAGCGUGAGCGACUGAUGCGGAACAUUGGGCAGAGAUUGCAAGCUGGGGAGAUUAGGAAGAUCCGUGGGUUGUUGGCGGAUUUCACGAAUGGGUAUCGGAGGAGAAACGUGGCUCCCAGAGAAGGCUUGGGGAGGUUAGAGGCUGUUCGGUUCAGAUUUAGCGGGUAG
Ramularia collo-cygni is the source of this 2922-nucleotide messenger RNA. Its product is annotated as related to importin MTR10. Gene Ontology annotation, biological process: protein import into nucleus. The coding region runs from base 1 to 2922 and encodes 973 amino acids. NCBI's taxonomy places the organism in Eukaryota, Fungi, Ascomycota, Dothideomycetes, Mycosphaerellales, Mycosphaerellaceae. Gene Ontology annotation, cellular component: nuclear membrane; cytoplasm. Gene Ontology annotation, molecular function: small GTPase binding. The transcript has 2 exons. The record is from RefSeq and is a predicted model, not a curated record.